CCAAAAAAAAACCGACCUAAGAGAUUUCCUAGAUAGAAGGAUAAGGACUAUACAAAGUAAAAAGGAGACUAUAUAAGCUAACAAGUCCUGAUCAACUACUCAUCGGGAAGGAAUUGCCUGGUCUGACUUUCCUUUAUUUCCCUCGAACUACAGAGAGGGAGAUUGAAAGAAAAAGAUUCUUCCUUUGGAAUCUCGCGCACCAACCCAAGAAGAAAAAGUAGACACGAGCAAAACCCACUAUUUCUCCUUUUCUAGAGAUACUAUAAAGAAUUAAAGAUAAACAACGAAAGGGGUUCUCUUGAAACCCAAAAAGAUUCGAUCUUUAUAGAGAAAAACUCAUUCUGAUUCUGGUUUUUAACAAUGAGUAGAGACGAUGAUGAUCCAGGAGAAAACGGAGAUCGGUCAAAGCCACCAAUAUCAUCAGGGCCUUAUAAAUGCUUGACAGACUUUCACAAAGAUCUAUUGGCAGGUGCAUUCCUGGGAGGGGUAAUGCAUACAACAGUGGCGCCAAUUGAGAGGGCAAAGGUGCUGUUACAAACUCAAGAAAGCAAUUUGGCAAUUGUAGGGAGUGGACGCAGGAAAUUCAAAGGAAUGGUUGAUUGUAUUGUUCGUACAGUUAAAGAAGAAGGGAUUCUUUCGCUUUGGAGAGGCAAUGGCAGUAGUGUGAUUAGAUAUUACCCUUCUGUUGCUCUUAAUUUCUCUCUUAAGGAUCUCUAUAAAAACAUCUUGCAUAACAGAAACCAUCCAAAUGGUCCUUUUCUGUCUAGCACACCUGCCAACUUCACUGCGGGUGCUGCAGCUGGCUGUACAACACUGAUUUUAAUCUACCCGCUUGAUAUAGCACACACCCGCCUUGCUGCUGACAUUGGAAGAACUGAUGCUCGGCAAUUUCGAGGUAUUUUUCAUUUCCUGACUACUGUAUACAAUAAAGAUGGGAUUCGAGGAGUGUACAGAGGGCUUCCUGCCUCUCUUCAAGGAAUGGUAGUUCACAGGAGUCUAUAUUUUGGUGGGUUUGAUACAAUGAAGGAGAGUUUGUCUGGAGAAGCAGCUAAACCUGAAUUGCCAUUGUGGAAGCGUUGGGUGGUGGCUCAGAUAGUCACGACAUCAGCUGGGUUGAUGUCAUAUCCACUGGAUACAGUUCGAAGGCGAAUGAUGAUGCAAUCUGGUCUGGAACAACCAAUGUAUAAUAGCACACUUGAUUGCUGGAGGAAAAUUUAUAGGGUAGAGGGGGUGGCUUCUUUCUAUCGUGGGGCAGUUUCAAAUGUGUUUAGGAGUACUGGUGCUGCUGCCAUUUUGGUUUUGUAUGAUGAGGUCAAGAAGUUCAUGAAAUGGGGUGGCUUGUAGCAGGAAGUAGUAGUUUUGGUUAGUUUUUCAUCUCAACCGAAGGAUUGGAGUAAAUGAGGCGAUACGGUUUAUAGAAGGAAAAUAUUGUGAAAUGCAAAAGAGUUCCAUACAGCUAAACGAUAGCAACCUUACCUUUAUUUUUUGUUACCAGUUAAAAAGGUUGAAUGUGAUUGAUACAGAUUUUGUAUACCUAGUUGAUUCUUGGUAAUCACCUGUUUUUUUUU
This is a messenger RNA of Populus euphratica (Euphrates poplar), 1568 nucleotides long. RefSeq names its product probable ADP,ATP carrier protein At5g56450. Gene Ontology annotation, cellular component: mitochondrial inner membrane. The transcript is spliced from 2 exons. Lineage: Eukaryota; Viridiplantae; Streptophyta; Magnoliopsida; Malpighiales; Salicaceae. The record is from RefSeq and is a predicted model, not a curated record. The coding region runs from base 361 to 1344 and encodes 327 amino acids. Gene Ontology annotation, molecular function: ATP:ADP antiporter activity. Gene Ontology annotation, biological process: mitochondrial ATP transmembrane transport; mitochondrial ADP transmembrane transport.